Fulmarus glacialis (Northern fulmar) is the source of this 903-nucleotide messenger RNA. Its product is annotated as myosin-8-like. The transcript is spliced from 7 exons. The record is from RefSeq and is a predicted model, not a curated record. Gene Ontology annotation, molecular function: protein serine/threonine kinase activity. The annotation marks the transcript as partial. Gene Ontology annotation, cellular component: myosin complex; cytoskeleton; cytoplasm. Gene Ontology annotation, biological process: peptidyl-threonine phosphorylation; actomyosin structure organization. Lineage: Eukaryota; Metazoa; Chordata; Aves; Procellariiformes; Procellariidae.
GCCAACCGCCAGGCUGCAGAGGCACAGAAACACCUGCACAGCAUCCAGGGAGUUCUCAAGGACAUGCAGCUGCACUUGGAUGAUGCUCUCAGGACACAGGAGGACCUGAAGGAGCAGGUGGCCAUGGUGGAGCGCAGAGCAAACCUGCUGCAGGCUGAAGUUGAGGAGCUACGGGCAGCCCUGGAGCAGACGGAGCGGUCAAGGAAAGUGGCUGAGCAGGAGCUUCUGGAUGCCAGUGAACGUGUGCAGCUCCUCCACACCCAGGGAAACACCAGCCUUUUUAAUACAAAGAAGAAGCUUGAAACUGAUAUGGCACAAAUCCACACUGAGAUGGAAGAUAUUACUAAUGAAGCAAAAAAUGCUGAAGAAAGAGCAAAGAAGGCAAUCACAGAUGCGGCCAUGAUGGCACAAGACCUGAAGAAAGAGCAGGACACCAGCACCCACCUGGAGAGGUUGAAGAAGAACCUGGACCAGACAGUGAAGAAUCUGCAGCACCGUCUGAAUGAGGCCGAGCAGCUGGCACUGAAGGGAGGCAAGAAACAACUCUUGAAGAAGGAGGCCAGGAUCCGUGAGUUGGAAGUUGAGCUGGAAGAAGAACAUAAACAAUCCGCAGAGGCAAUGAAAAACAUCCGCAAAUAUGAACGGCGUGUCAAAGAGCUUACUUUCCAGAAUGAAGAACACAGGAAGAACAUGAUGAGGUUACAAGAUCUGGUAGAUAAAUUGCAGGUGAAAAUCAAAUCCUACAAAAGACAAGCUGAGGAAGCUGAUGAACAAGCCCGUACUAAUCUUUCCAAAUUCAGAAAAGCACAGCAUAAGCUAGAAGAGGCUGAGGAAAGGGCAGAUAUUGCUGCAGGUCAAGUAAACAAGCUCAGAGCUAAAACCCGAGAAGUCCCAUCUACAAAG